AUGGCAAUGGAUUCGCUUAAGCAUUUCGUCCGAAGGAGUGACGAUGGGACUUUUUACGGACCAGGCACAGAGCCGCUGCUGUUCGCGUUCUUUGGGCUCAUCAUGCUGGGCACAUUUUUGUCGCUUGCGCUGCUGUGCCUCCGCCGAAAACGCAUGGCACGUCAACGGCAGUUCCUUCCACUGCACCAGGGCCAUACUCAUCGCCGAUCCGCUUCCGUCCUCAAUCUGCCUCAAGUAGGCCGUAACGAACGAGUCUUUGUGUACGAUGAAAAGAUGAACCUGAUCUCCAACUCAUCCAACAGUCCACCGGCGGAAAUUCCUCAAAUCCGGGUCACGUUCCCAGACGAUGAAGGCGAGAGCCAUCAACGGGCUGGCCGAGUCGUGGUUGUACAUGUCACAGAUACUGGAAGUAUUGGCAUGUCGCCGUUGCAAGAUUCCGCUCCUCCUUAUCAACAAGCGGAUGCUGAACGCUUUCAGUCCCUGGACCUGAACAGGAUCGGUGGACUUCGUGAAAAAGACACCACCCAGCAACGGUUUUCUUGA
Molecule: messenger RNA, 543 nt
Organism: Cyphellophora attinorum
Lineage: Eukaryota; Fungi; Ascomycota; Eurotiomycetes; Chaetothyriales; Cyphellophoraceae
Exons: 1
Coding region: 1-543 (180 amino acids)
Source: RefSeq, a predicted model, not a curated record